ACGCGGAAGUGGGAAGAUCACGACGUAGCAUCUGUUUCUAGGUGUAACUGACCCUCUCUAUCUGAUUGAUUAAACUAAUCACCGACCGAUCUAAAUACAGACAGAGAGAAAGAAUUGUCUACACCAUUAAUCCUCUUAUAAACCCGAGAGUCAAACUCACAACAAACUGUUAUAUUCUCUGCAGAAACUCCCACAAAAAUAAACACAUCUCCUCCCCCCCCAUUUUUAUUAUCUUCUCUGCUUUGCUCUGUUCUGGAUCAUCCUGAUUCUUCAGAUCAUCAUCAACUUGGAUCUUUACUCUCAGGUGGAUUUUGCGGAGAUGAAAAGAUUCGAGAGGCCAAGAACUUCGACUACCUCAAAGCCAAGAACCAGUUCCACUUUGGCAAAGAAAGACCAGAAACAGCAGCCCACUAGCAAAGCCAAUGGAGGAGUCAAACCGUUGAAUGCAGCUCAGCUUGUUUCCAGAGUUCUAGAUGCGACUGCUUCUGAUCCUUCUUCAGUCACUCUAAACGAUUCAACAACUGGAUCCGAGUCUUCUGAAGUCUAUGAAAAUAUGAACCUUCAUUACAUGGACGAUGCUAACGAGAAGCCAAGGAAUGAUGAGACUCUGAUGAUGGUGGACUACGGUGACGAAUCAGGGACCGAAACAAACAAUGAUUCUGUUUCUUCUUCUCAAGGAGGUGAUGUGUUCUCCCCUGAAGAUAAGAAGUCAUCAAGGGUUCCCAAGAGCAGAAGCUCUCAGGAUAUACCCUUGACAUCAAAGGGACGAGCCAGUGUCGGUUCGGUUCGAUCUCGAUCCAGCACGUUCCACCGCACUGCUAGAAAGACCGUGAGAUCCAGUAAGAGUCAUCAGGCAAAAGCUUUGUCUGAUCUCUCCUCUUAUAGAAGCAGCUCUGAGACUAAAAAGACUUUCUCUCCUGAAACGGUUGAUGACGCUUCUUUUGAGGAUGCAAAAGAAGAUGACAAGUUCGAAGAUGCGUUGAAUAAUAGCACUGACAGUGACAAUGACAAUGACAAUGAAGUAGUACAUGUGGACAAGGAAGGCGAAAGAAACCAAGACUUGACUCAAAAGAUUGGGACAUUGGAAUCUAGGAUCGAGCGACUCGAAGAAGAGCUGAGAGAAGUGGCUACUCUUGAGAUGUCACUGUACUCUGUGUUUCCAGAGCAUGGGAGCUCGGAACAUGAGCUGCACAGACCUGCACGUGAUCUUUCUAGGAUCUACGCGCUAGCUAGAAAAAAUCAGAGUGAAAACAAGUUAAUAUCAGUAGCCAAAAACAUUGUAUCUGGUCUCUACUUGGUGUUGAAAUCCUGUGGAAGCGAUGUACUUAGGUUAACUUUCUGGUUGUCCAACACUGUCAUGUUGAGAGAGAUAAUUUCACAUGAAUUUGGUGGAACAAAUAUUAAUGGAUCAAACUGGCUUGAAGAAGACUGGACAGAUAUAAGAACUCUGAUAGCUGCACUAAGAAGAGUUGAAUCAUGUUUAUUCACAAGUACUGUUGGUUCCAUAUGGUCACAGGUAAUGAUGGUACAUAUGAGAUCUCCUCAAGGAGUAGGCUCAACAAAGUGUGAAAUGAUGGGGAAUUUUUCAGAACCAUCAACAUGUGAUAGGUUACAAGAGAGCUUUUCUUUAAACCUGUGGAAAAAAGCUUUUGAGGAGGCUCUUCAACGGCUCUGUCCUGUUGUUCAAGCAGAGAGAUGUGGUUGUUUGCAUGUAUUGACAAGAAUGGUAAUGGAGCAAUGCAUAGCAAGACUUGAUGUGGCUAUGUUCAAUGCCAUUCUCCGUGAGUCGGCUCAACCAACUGAUUCCGACUCUGAUCCCAUCUCUGACCCAAGAGUUCUGCCAAUCCCAGCAGGGGUUUUGAGCUUUGAAUCUGGAGUAAAACUUAAAAACACGGUUGGCUACUGGUCAAGAUUGCUUACAGACAUCUUUGAGAUCGAUGAUGAUCAUUCUGAGGAAAGAGGAGAUGAGACAUUUAAACCUUUCCACUUGCUCAAUGAACUGAGCGAUCUCCUUAUGCUUCCAAAAGAAAUGCUUGUAGACAGUUCCACCAGAGAUGAGGUCUGCCCAUCAAUUGGUUUGAGUUUGAUAAAAAGGAUAUUAUGCAACUUCACCCCAGAUGAGUUCUGCCCAUACCCCGUCCCAGGAACUGUUCUUGAGGAGCUCAACGCUCAGAGCAUAAUUGAGAGAAGAAGCUCAUCAUCAGGAGAUGCAACUAGAGACUUUCCCAGACAAGUCGAUCCGGUUGAGUACUGUCUUCCUUCUAGUCCACAGUUGACAGAUAUGGUUGAAGAGUUCAGUGACAACCUUAAGGUUUCUAUGAUACAAAACAUAGUAUACAACAACAACGAAGAGGUAGAUACUACAUCAAGAUCUCCUCCAUACUACAAAAUCAUCAAAGGAGUUGAAGAAAAGGACAAUCUUAGUUUCUCUCCCACUAAUGAAAGAUACAGACUCCUUGGAGAAAUCUAAAACCAAAGCUCAUAAGAUGUACAUUCAUACAUAACUCUCUCUCUCUGUCUCUCAUACACACACACUCCAAAAACAAAACAUACGCACUUAUCUUGGUUUUUAUAGUAAAAAACUAGAGCGAAUAAAAUGGUCUCUCUCUCUC
This is a messenger RNA of Raphanus sativus (radish), 2612 nucleotides long. RefSeq lists its product as uncharacterized. The transcript has 8 exons. Gene Ontology annotation, cellular component: nuclear pore. Bases 320 to 2470 code for a protein of 716 amino acids. Lineage: Eukaryota; Viridiplantae; Streptophyta; Magnoliopsida; Brassicales; Brassicaceae. The record is from RefSeq and is a predicted model, not a curated record.